This is a messenger RNA of Bradysia coprophila, 1400 nucleotides long. RefSeq names its product DNA fragmentation factor-related protein 4 (gene Drep4). The record is from RefSeq and is a predicted model, not a curated record. Gene Ontology annotation, cellular component: nucleus; cytoplasm. Gene Ontology annotation, molecular function: DNA endonuclease activity. Lineage: Eukaryota; Metazoa; Arthropoda; Insecta; Diptera; Sciaridae. Gene Ontology annotation, biological process: apoptotic process; apoptotic DNA fragmentation.
UCGUCUUUGUUUUGUUUACAUUUAAAUGGAGCAAGUUCACAAACAAACUCUAGUCUUGCACAAUAAAACGCAGAAUCUAGAUUGAUAAAAUGCAAUUGAAUGGAUACAAAAUCACAAAUGUGAAUCGCACGCGAAAGAUUGGUGUAGCAGCCAACUCGCUAAAAAUGCUACUGGAUAAGGCCUCUGUAAAAUUGAAUAUUCGAAAGCCAUUGCUGUAUGUGGCCAAGGACGGGGCAGCUGUGUUAGAUGAAGACUAUUUUAGCACGAUAGCACCACAAACAUUGUUCAUUGUCGCUACUCAGCAAGAUAAAGUGGAAACAGAUUUUGAGCUGUUCUACAAUGCGAUUCGGAAAAAUUUCAGUGUUAUCGAAACGGGCAAUUUAAUCAGAAAUUUUGUAAACGAAUAUCGAGACGAGGUGAAUAAGCAUUUGAGUGAAUGUCUUCGAAAAUCAUCGGAAAAUCUAAAAUUGAAAAGUACAAAGACUGAUCAUGUUGAAUGGUUCGAAGGACAACCGGUUGGAUUAGAUACGAAGGAAAAAGUAAUGUGUCGCCGAUCUCAAGAUCGAAUUCGAGGCUAUUUCUACAAAACAAAAGAUGAUCUCUGUCGAUCGGUAAUUUAUCGAACGAACAAAAGGGCACACAUUCUAAUUGAUAACAUUUUGGAGACGUUUCGCAAUUUAUUGACUGGUGUGGACUACUUUUCAUCGUAUUUCGAUCGUAGCCAUUCGAACAAACAUCAACUGAUUAAGAGAAAAUGUGUCCAUGAUCAAUUGGACGGUGAGGUGCCAAGAAAGAAACUGAAGCAGAACAUCAGAAACAUGCUAGAAAAACACGAAAUUAUUGAUCAAUUUUGUGUGUCUCUGUGCACCGACGAAGGGGAUUUCCUGUGCCACGGACUAUGGAACUCGGACGAGUGUAACUACGGAAAUCACAUAAUCAAUCCGUACGAAAGUCGAGAGAAUGCCAUUUUAUUCCAGAUCUGGAAUUUGGAUCAUCGUAUCGAAAUAUCUCGGUCGAUUUUGCCAUCAAUGUUGGAUUCUAUUACGGAUUUGGUUGAUGGCAAAUUGAAAUGCUCGAAACACAAACGAAUCUGUGUGAACAUUUCGGUGUUGAAAUAUUUUCUGGAAAUUUUUACAGUUGAAAAUUUGAAAUUCGUUCACAUUGUCUGCCAUGAUAAGGGCGUACAUGAGCUGGAAUCAAGUGGUGGCGGGAUAUGUACGAAAUGUGACGAAUAUAAAUUUAUUGAGAAAUUACUGGCAUCGUCCAAUCGACAAAAGCAGUCAGAAAAGUAGAGGAGGAAUGAGCAACUUUCGUUUGUAGUUUCUUCAUUUUGUAAUUUAUUAUCUUUUUAACCUGUUACGCCUGUUACAGACGGCAAGCAUAUGACCAGCAUUAUUAUC